Molecule: messenger RNA, 2110 nt
Organism: Eremomyces bilateralis CBS 781.70
Lineage: Eukaryota; Fungi; Ascomycota; Dothideomycetes; Eremomycetales; Eremomycetaceae
Exons: 1
Coding region: 484-2034 (516 amino acids)
Source: RefSeq, a predicted model, not a curated record
UAAAAAUCCCUCACUCUGCAUGCGUCAGGUAUCUACCCUGUAGGCUUUUGGGGCUGGUCACCAGUCAAAUCACAUGGGCCAUAUCCUUGUUGCAGGACAAGGCUGAGGAAAAAUCCUUCCGUCUGCAUAGCCCCAGCUAUCGGCACUGCAGGAUUUUAGAGGCCUAUCUUGUCGGCGGCGCUUCAUUAGCGAAAACGGACGUAGAAGAUUUUCGACUUCACUGUGAUAGAAAAGCUAUCUCUACCUUGGCAGCGUCCUGGUACGGUGUUGAACCUGCCAGUUGGCAUUUGCUCCAACUUUUCGAGUACUCGGCCGCUGAGCGAUUGCAGUUGGAAGAAGCACUUCUUAGCGACCUCACCAAUGUUGCGAACAACUUCAUUUAGACCUGAACCGCGAACUAAUUCCUUCCCGGCAAACGGUCGUGGUCGAGGCUCCGUAGCCGCGCACAAGCAUGUAAACUCGGAAUCGGGCUUCGAGUAAGUAAUGCGAUUCUUCUCUACUUACUCCGUGAAGCUCAUCAAUCACUUAAGUCAUGAGGAGAAGAAUAUCGGCUUCGAACCCGUCGAACUAGGUCUUCGCUGGCCUGAUAACUCUGCGAAAAUACCAAGAAUCUUAGUCCAACUAGAUGAAGAUCGAAUAUUUCAGGCAGCAACGGAUUAUCAACGCUGGACGAACGGGACUUACGUCUUCGAAAAUCUCCCUAGGUUUGAGAAUGCUAUAAUAUCUGGCCUCACAUUAGAAGACGAGAAUGCCAUGAUCAAGAAGGAGAUAGCCAAGUACGCCGAGUUUGCACGUUCUGAUAAGCCACCCCUAUUCAAAAGCAACGGCAUCUUGGGUACUACCAACCCAGAAGGAUUUCAGGAUCUGGCGAAAGUGCUUGACCAAAUCGAAACUCACCUCCAAGUUAUCAACCAUGACAACUAUCUGUUGAUCCUAGAGCACUUCCACCGUUAUGAUUUUUACAGAAGUUUCAAGCAAGCCCGAGAUCUUAUCAGAGAGCGUUACCAGAGAGAACCCCACGGGACGAUUCGAAUCAAUGGUCGCGAACCGAAGCGGUUGGACGACGAAGCCAACAACAUCAAAGUCUAUCAUGCUUUGGUCGAUUUUGUUUUCAAAUGUUUGGCCUGGUGGCUCAUGCAUAUCGCAAAAAAUGAUUCUUGGAAUGCUCACAUCAUUGCAGUUAUGGCAAGAUGGGCAGUCAAACUCAAGUUUAUCGCUUUAGAUCCGGUCCAUUGGGUGGAAAAGGCUCUAGCUAAAGGAGAAGAUGUAAUGCGACAAAUCCAAACGGAGCAGGAAGAUGAAGACUGGAUAAAAGUUAAGAUCCCACAUGUGAAUUCAGGAGAAGAGGGGGCAAAGGUCGUCUUCCCUGACGACCCAAAUCUAGCCGCGUCGUACUAUGAGUCAAAGAGCCACUUCAGGGAUAUUUUGCUUCAACUGGUUAAUGGGAUGUUGAGCAACUUGAACACCAGACUCCUGGGUUCGGAUUCGGUCGCAUUGCCAGUACGCACUCUCAUUUACCGAGAUGGAUUGAACCGAACAUUGCGCCAGCUAGCUGUGCACCAGAACGGCCAAAUCUCAACAACAUCUGACGGCGAAGAGUUCCGAUAUAGCCACACGGCAUUCCAAUUACUGGUCUCGAACUCCCAGCGCAUUGUAAAUUGUGAUCCAGAGGCGCCGAACGUGGCAAAUGUCUGCUGGCACCAUAUUGUGAAGGGAGAAGUUUCUCCCAUAUAUCGGGCUAAGGGAGAAAAGAGAACGGAUCAGCUCGACGAUAUUAUUUCCCUAUUAGUACCUCUUAGCUUCAUGAAAAACUCUGACAUGGUCGAACAACUUCACUCUGCACUGGCUUGGACGAUUGCUUAUAAGGACCCGGACUCGCAAAAGUUGGACCGACCCCGUGAAGAAACCCUUGAACUAGAGUUCUCGAUCACUACCCCUAAAAAGAUCGGGCUACCGACGAUGAUUCACUCGGAUACGAUUCCGAGUUCGCAGAGUCCUCUCUUCACGGGUUUAGAAGGUAACUCAUUAUGCUAACUCAAAACUAUUUGGAAUCGCUAACAACGGAUUCCGUCAUACAGAGGAAAUGAAAAGUCUCAAAGAGCGUCGGAAC